AUGGCUGAAGCACCACGACCUACUGGCCUGAUUGCCAACAAAGGCAUUGAGCUUCUCACGGCAGGUACGCCUAACGGGUGGAAAGCUUCCAUCCUCCUCGAGGAGCUGAAGGAGGCGUAUGGGAAGGAAUAUACAUUCCAGGCCAUCAACAUUAUGUUGAACAUCCAGAAGGAGCCGUGGUUUACCAAGCUGGGUCCCAAUGGACGUAUUCCGGUGAUUGUCGACCACGACAAGGGCGGGUUCGCUGUAAUGGAGGGCGCUGCUAUCCUGGCCUACCUCACCCGACACUACGAUCCCGAGCACAAAUUCAGCUUCACGGACCCGCUGGAUAUCAGCCGGGCGGAACAAUGGAUCGCCUGGCAGACUGGUGGGCUGGGACCGAUGCAGGGACAAGCAAACCACUUCAACCGAUUCACCAAGGAGAAGAUCCCCUACGGCAUACAGCGCUACACGGGCGAAACAGAGCGGUUAGUCGGCGUGCUCGACAUACAGCUCAAGGACCAAGACUACCUCGUUGGCAACAAAUACUCCAUCGCCGACAUCGCUUCAUACGGCUGGAUCAACAUCAUCCAAUUCUCCGGCGUUGAUCUAGACCAGUUCCCCAACGUGAAGGCAUGGUGGCAGCGCAUCUCAGAGCGCCCCGCAGUGAAGAAGGGCGUGGAGAUCCCAUCGAAGGGCGCAGGCUUCGACAACGCCGCAUACCUGCAACGACUGAAGGACGACCCAGAGUACGCGGCGAAGGAGAAGGAGCAGGCAGACCUGAUCGAGGCGGCGAAGAAGCAGUAUGGCUACAAGUUCGCGUCGCCGUAG
Messenger RNA from Mytilinidion resinicola, 810 nucleotides. RefSeq names its product glutathione S-transferase II. The transcript has 3 exons. Lineage: Eukaryota; Fungi; Ascomycota; Dothideomycetes; Mytilinidiales; Mytilinidiaceae. The record is from RefSeq and is a predicted model, not a curated record. The coding region runs from base 1 to 810 and encodes 269 amino acids.